UUACAUAGAAGUUAAGUAUGAUACAGCAUUUGAUUAUGAGAUAAACAAGAAAUAAGAAUAUUUUGGUGUUUCCCGGACUAACAGAGAGUGGAUAAAGACCGAAAAAAUGGCAAUGCGAUUAUCUUUCUCAGAGAAGGACCUCUUAUGUCCUUUGUGCAAACGUAUCUUCGUGGAUCCUGUCAUGUUGUCUUGUAGUCAUGACUUCUGUAGGGUUUGCUUGGCAAAAUGCUGGGAGAAGAAAAAGAAACCUAAAUGUCCUUUGUGCAAGAAACGGUCUUCCAAAACAUUGCCUCCGCCAAACCUGCACUUAAAGAUGUUGUGCGACAGAUUUCAACUAGAGAAAAAUAAUCCAGCUGCAUCUGAGAUCCUGUGCAAGCUGCAUGAAGAGAAACUCAAACUCUUCUGCCUCGAGGACAAACAGCCAGUGUGUGUUGUGUGUAAAGACUCAAAAAUACACAGCAACCACAAUUUCCGACCACUGGAAGAAGCAGCGCAAGAACACAGGGAGGAGGUUGAAACUAAACUGAAACCCCUGCAAGACAAUCUUGAUUCGUUCCUAAAGGCAAAACGGACUUGUGAUCUUAACAUUCAACACAUUAAGAGCCAGGCUCAGCACAUAGAAAAGCAGAUUAAGAGCGAGUUUGAGAAACUUCGCCAGUUUCUGCAAGAUGAAGAGACGAAGCAAUUAUCUGCACUGAGGAAGGAGGAGAAAGAAAAAUCCCAGGCGUUGGAGGAAACCUCUGACUUCAUAACCAAAGAGAUUUUACAACUUUCAACAACCAUCAAAUCUAUCCUAAAAGAAUUAGAGACAGAGGAUACGUCUUUCCUAAUGAACUACAAAGCUACUCUGGAAAAAACUAAAUAUGACCUAAAGGAAACUAAAAAAGAGUCAGAAUCACUGAUUAAUGUGACAGAGCAUCUGGCCAACCUGCAGUUUAGAGUAUGGGAGAAGAUGAAGGAUAUAGUUGAAUACUAUCCUGUGAUUCUAAACCCGAACACCGCACAUCCACGUCUCAAUCUGUCUGACGACCUGACUAUGUUUGUGUGCCAAGAUCAACACAAGCAGCUUCCUGAAAAUCCAGAGAGAUUUGAACAUCAUUUGUGGGUCCUAGGCUCUGAGGGAUUUAACUCCGGGACUCACAGCUGGGAGGUCGAGGUGGAAAACAGUGCGGAAUGGGCAUUAGGUGUUGUGACAGGCUAUAAAACAAGAGGUUUCUACUAUGUAGGUGUAUGGAAAAGCCAUUACCAAAACGUUAGGUAUGGUGCCAGUGCCUCUAACAAUUCUACCACCAUCCUCGAUUUGAAGAAGGACCUGCAGAGGAUCAGAGUAGAGCUGGAUUGUGACCAUGGACACAUCUCAUUCUCAGAUCCAAUCACCGGCCACAAUCUAAAAACCUUUUGGUACAAUUUUACAGACAGAGUUUAUCCAUACUUCUGCAAUCAUUGUGUACUUUACCCUCUGAGGAUUUUACCAGAGGAUACUUUCGUCACGGUAGAACAGACUGUUUACAGUGCAUAUAGGGUUGAUUGUGAGAGCAGUGACUCCUCUGCUUAGCUGUGGACAUGGUUGCAAAUAAGAAAACGGGUAAAAAUCUUGAUGCUUAGAAUUAAGGACAACAGAUUUUUUCCCCCACUAGUCACAGGAAUGGCAUUUUAAUGCUUGGUAGGCCAGUUUAACGAGGCAAAUGUACACAUUUAUAAAUAAAAUCUAAAAUACACAAAAAAAGCAUUUGCUCUAUUGUUCGGAGUUGUGAUCUCCCAACGAUGCUACAGCUAUCUGUGGCUAAGAGUCAAGGGAGUACAAUUGGCCUUGCUGUCUGGGUUGGAGGGUCGGCAUAAUCUCUGUCUCCCCUGUCAAUCAAACGAGACACUAGAGAAUCAUGUCUGUCUGUGAGCUCAUGCAUGCUGAAGAGGGCAGAUAGACCUUUCUUCGGAGUGUGAUAUGUUGCCCUGUGAUGCAGCAUGAGCAGCAGUUUAAAAUGAUGCAGUUGGCUGGCUUUUCACGUGUCUCGGAGGAAGCCUCUGUUAGCUGUCAAGAGAGUUCGAGGGUGGGAAUCAAACAAGAAAAAAAUAUUUUUGAAUUCUGCCUUUUAUAGUUGCAUAUCAUAAUCUGUUAGCAGCACAGAGUGUAAACACAUGUGUAAUAACACUACCCACACUGGACGGUCUAAUGAAGUGGAUGCUUAGAUCGAUCUCUAUGUACUCGAGAGAAAGAGAGAGAGAGAGACUCGAGAGAAAUAGAGGAAAACACAUGGGAUGCUAAUG
Messenger RNA from Hemibagrus wyckioides, 2265 nucleotides. Its product is annotated as E3 ubiquitin-protein ligase TRIM35-like. NCBI's taxonomy places the organism in Eukaryota, Metazoa, Chordata, Actinopteri, Siluriformes, Bagridae. The coding region runs from base 107 to 1555 and encodes 482 amino acids. The transcript has 6 exons. The record is from RefSeq and is a predicted model, not a curated record. Gene Ontology annotation, molecular function: protein binding; zinc ion binding.